AGUAUACUAUUCCCCUUGUUUUCUGAUAUAUUCCCUUAUUCUCAAGCUGUAAUUGCUUAGGUAGGGACAAAUAUCUCAGCCUAAUAAUAUGCAGCUCGGAGACGUAACAGUGUUGGAGAACACCUCCGGGGAAGCCGUGGCGGCGGCGACGACAGCCCUUGAGGGUUCUAACGGUGGCGAGGUGAUUGCUUUGGAUGCAAAUUCUGGUGAAGAGAAAGGAAGGGAAGGUGGUGGAGAUGAAGGUGAUAAGAUCAGCUGCGGAGGAAACCGGUGGCCACGCCAAGAAACCUUGGCUCUCUUGAAGAUAAGGUCGGAUAUGGAAGCUGUGUUUCGAGAUUCAAGUCUCAAGGGUCCACUCUGGGAAGAAGUUUCAAGGAAACUAGCAGAGUUGGGUUAUCACAGAAGCGCAAAGAAGUGCAAGGAGAAAUUUGAGAAUGUGUACAAGUACCACAAAAGAACCAAAGAGAGCAGGAGUGGAAAAUCAGAAGGAAGAACCUAUAGGUUUUUUGAUCAAUUACAAGCCCUUGAGAACCGAUUCACAGUGUCUUACCCGUCAAAACCACAACCUACUUUGGCAACAAACACUGUGGCAUUGCCAACAACAAUCUCUUAUGUCACCACUGUUCCAUCCACAAACCCUACAGUCAUUUCUCCUUCACCACCACCACCAGCAGCACCACCAACCAAUCCUACCACCCCAACUUCCACAACAACAGUAACAACCAACCCUAGAAACCCAUCAUCACAAGGCAAUAACAACAACAAUGUACCAUAUUCUUUGCCCAACAUGAACCUUUUCUCAACCACCUCCACCUCUUCUUCCACUGCUUCCGAUGAAGACUUGGAAGAGAAGUACAGGAAGAAGAGAAAAUGGAAGGACUACUUCAGGAGGCUCACAAGACAAGUCUUGGCCAAACAAGAGGAAAUGCAGAAGAGGUUCUUGGAAGCCAUAGACAAACGAGAGAGAGAACAAGUUGCACAACAAGACGCUUGGAGGAUUCAAGAAAUGGCAAGAAUCAACAGAGAACAUGAGCUCCUUGUUCAAGAACGAUCAACAGCAGCAGCAAAAAAUGCAGCAGUUAUUGCUUUUUUGCAGAAGUUGUCAUCAGGUCAGCAAAAUCCCACAACACAAGCUGUAGCAACAAGUGGCAGUUUCCUCCAACAACCACCGCCACAACAACCACAGUUAUCACAACAACUACAACCACAACAGCAAGUUCAGCAGCAUCCUCCACUUAACAACCAAAUUGAAAUCCAUAAAAUGAACAAUGGUCACAAUUCUUCUCCAUUGAGCUCUUCUAGGUGGCCAAAAACAGAAGUUCAUGCUCUGAUAAGGUUGAGAACAAGUCUUGAACCCAAUUAUCAGGAAAAUGGACCAAAAGCUCCUCUUUGGGAAGAUAUAUCAACUGGGAUGCAGAGGCUCGGGUACAAUAGGAGUGCAAAGAGAUGCAAAGAGAAAUGGGAGAACAUUAACAAGUAUUUCAAGAAAGUCAAGGAAUGUAACAAGCAAAGGCGUGAGGAUAGUAAGACAUGUCCUUAUUUUCAUGAGCUUGAAGCUUUAUAUAAAGAAAAGAGCAAAAACCAGAACCCUUUUGGUGCUUCAUUCCAUAAUAUGAAGCCAAAUGAGAUGAUGGAGCCAUUGAUGGUGCAACCGGAGCAACAAUGGAGACCUCCUCCUCAAUAUGAACAAUCGGAAGAUGGUUUGAUGAAGGAGAAUAAUAAUGGAGGUGAGUAUGAAACAAAAGAAAGAGAGGAGCAAGACACAGAAGAAGAAGAAGAUGAUGAUGAUGAUGAAGAGGGAGAUGAUAACAUGGAAGAAGAUGAAGGAGGUAACCGUUAUGAGAUGGCGACAAACAAACUUUCUUCAGUGGACACGGUUGAAUGAGACAAGAUAAGGAGGUUUCUGAUUGGAUGAAGAGUAUUUUCAAUUUUCAAUUUUAAUUUUAAUUUUUUUUUUUUCAGUUGGGAUUAAGAGAUGUAACUGAACUUUGUCAUAGCAGAUAGUCAUUCAUUCAAAGGCAUGCCACAAACACCCUGCACUAUAAAAUUCAAUUCUUUUUUUUUUCUUUCCUUUUUAUAAUUAUUAAGACUCAUCUGGGACUGCACAAGGUACCUAUCUGACACACUUUCUGAUCAUGGGCCAGCUAUCAUUGCAGUUGUGGGGUGGGUCAGAUUCCGGCCGCCAUGAACUGGAAUCUCAGAUUAAACACAAAACAACACUUCACAUGGGCCAGCAAAGCAACUAUAGUGGGAGUACAUCUUUUAGCCUCAUAAAUUUAUGUGUAAAGUGUAAAUUGAAUAUGACAGAGAGAUAGAGAGAGAGAGAGGAAAUAGAUCCCAUAGGAUAAAUAACAUAAAAUAAAAAAAGUCACAUGCAAGUCUUGUAAUUUUUUUUUUAAUGGUGUUUGAUCUAUAUAUCACACAAACCACUCU
This is a messenger RNA of Gastrolobium bilobum, 2433 nucleotides long. RefSeq names its product trihelix transcription factor GT-2-like. NCBI's taxonomy places the organism in Eukaryota, Viridiplantae, Streptophyta, Magnoliopsida, Fabales, Fabaceae. The record is from RefSeq and is a predicted model, not a curated record. Bases 89 to 1885 code for a protein of 598 amino acids. The transcript is spliced from 2 exons.